AUGAAUGGUUACAGUGUGGCCACGCUGGGGGUCGAAGGAAUGACCUGCGGCGCUUGCGUAGCGGCUGUGAAAGAACAAUUACUAAAAGUGACCGGUGUUCGCGAAGUUUCCGUUUCACUGGCAACCAAUGAGUGCCAGGUGACUUUCAAGGCUCAGGACGUGGAAGUUGCAGCGUUGCAAGAAGCCAUCGAGGACUGUGGGCUUGGUGCAAGCACGUUGAACGUGCAGGAAGCGUUACAAAAAAAAAUCACAUCGGACAUAAUAAAAUAUCAAGUGCACGGAAUGACAUGUUCCAACUGCGUUAUAAGUGUGACGAAGAGCGUGCAGGAAGUGCCGGGCGUUCGUGACGUAGCCGUAUCACUGGCCACAGAGGAGUGUCGUGUGAUAAUCGAUGCAAGCGGAAGCGCGGGCUUAGAAGCAAGUAUCAAGACAGUAGCAGAAGCUAUCGAGGACUGCGGUUUCGAAUGCGAGCUGGGGGGCAUUGAAAGGGCUACUAUCGCAGGAUCUCCUGCUCACAAGACCGCACAACUCAAAAUUUACGGAGUUGUCGAUGAGCAAGGCGUCAGUGCCGUGAAAAGUGAUCUGAAUCAGCUUCCUGGUAUAGUUAACGUCUCUAUAGACCUGGGAAGACAGCAGGCCGCCGUGCAAUACGACCCGGCGAGUAUCGGUGUUCGUGCAAUUGCUCAACGCAUCGAAGCGCUAGGAUACCAGGUUGUGGCCGCCAAUGGGUUCGACAACACGGCCCAGAUCCAGUCCUUGGCCAAAGUACGAGAAAUCCGGUUUUGGAAAAAUUCGUGCAUCCAGGCGUGUUGCGGCAUGGUGACCAUGCUGCUGCUCUACAAGCUAAUACCGAGGUGGAUUCCCGGACUUCGAAAUUCGGCAAUGUACCAACAGACACCGCUGCCGGGUCUUUUUUACAGGGACAUCGUGGGACUGAUUUUGGCAAGCUACAUUCAAUUUUGGGUGGGCCGUCACUUUUACAAAGCCGGAUGGUUGUCUUUCCGCAAGGGCUCUGGGUCCAUGGAUACUUUUGUGGUAGUCUCGACCAUGUGUGCCUACACUUUUUCGGUUUUUUCGAUGCUAAACAACAUAUGGAAAAAGACAGACCGUUUGCCCAAUGUGGUGUUCGACGCUGCGACCAUGCUAAUAGGAUUUAUUUCCGUGGGAAAACUACUGGAAAACAAGGCAAAGUCCAGGACUAAUGACUCUUUAAUGAAGCUAAUAUCCCUGGCUCCGUCCAAGUGCACAAUAAUAGAAAACGGCGUCACAAUGACUAUCCCCGUCGAGUUUUUACAGGUUGGGGACAUCGUAGAGGUGAAGCCAGGCGCCAAAAUCCCAACAGACGGUGUAAUAAUAGAGGGUGAGAGUGAGAUAGAUGAAUCGUUGAUGACUGGAGAGUCGCUUCUGGUGCCGCGAUUUGUGGGCGCGCCGGUGGUCGGUGGUUCUAUAAAUGGUCCCAAACUCUUUUUUUUCAGGGCCACUAAUGUUGGAGAAGACACCAAACUGGCUCAUAUCAUCAGAACAAUGAAGCAAGCGCAAUUUUCAAAGGCCCCUAUUCAGCAAUAUGCGGAUUAUCUCGCGGCUAGGUUUGUACCCUGCAUCCUGACACUUGCCCUGAUAACGUUUGUUACAUGGCUGAUCUUAUCACACUACCUCGAAAACCCACCGGCGAUUUUCGACGACCAGAAUGGUAAAUUCUUCAUUUGCUUGCAAUUGACAAUAUCUGUCAUCGUGGUAGCGUGCCCCUGUGCGCUUGGUCUAGCGGCUCCAACUGCAAUUAUGGUUGGUACCGGCCUGGGAGCACGUCAUGGUGUUCUCAUCAAGGGUGGUGACAUCUUGGAGAACUGCAUCUCUCUGGAUACCAUUCUUUUUGAUAAAACCGGUACCUUGACAACUGGAAACAUGCUUGUUGACCAAUAUGUUCCCAUGGGGGACUGCACCGCUCUUACGGUGGAGCAAGCUGGUUGCAUUAAUGCACUAACGUCGCUCAGCGAUCACCCGGUAUCCAAAUCUUUGACCCAGUUCACCUCGCAGUAUCUGACAGGAUCAGAAACUGCAGUUAGCGUCAUCAGCAGUGAAGCAGUAAUUGGAGGCGGUCUAAUAGGAGAAUGUGAGGUUUUGGGCACCAAGUACCACGUUGUUAUCGGUAAUAAAACCAUCUUGGAUACAUCAGAACAUCUUCCGGAGCCUCAACGGACGGUCUCUUACGUCGAAAUUGAUAAGCAGUUGGUAGGCAGAUUCGAGGUUAGUGACACCAUCAAAAGAGACGCUAAACAGGUUAUUGCGUACUUGUCAGCUCAGGGCCAUCGCAUCUGUAUGGUAACCGGAGAUAAUCACAAUUCCGCCAUGAAAGCAGCCUUGGAGUUAGGAAUUGAAGCGAAUAAUGUUUACAGCGAGCUUACGCCAACACAGAAGAAUGAUUUGGUCGAGGAGCUGAAGGAAAACGGUCGAAGCCGGGUUGCAUUUGUCGGGGAUGGGAUAAACGAUUCUCCCGCGCUGGUGACCAGUGAUUUGGGAAUAUCCAUUUCCACAGGAACAGAUAUUGCCAUGGAAGCGGCAGACGUCGUUAUCUUGAGUCGUCCGGAGGCAAGCCGGGCCUCUCUGUGUGAAGUUGUCUAUGCUUUAAACAUAGCCAAGGCUACUUUGAACCGCAUUCGCAUGAAUUUUUUCUGGGCCAUUUGUUACAACAUCUUCAUGGUGCCUAUCGCGAUGGGAGUUUUAGUUCCUUGGGGCAUUACUUUGGACCCCAUCGUCGCUGUUGCAUGCAUGGCUGCCAGCUCCGUCAGUGUUGUCGGAAGCUCACUCUUGUUGAAUAGAUGGACGCCGCCCACACUGAACGCAGCAGAAGGCAAAAGAAAGAAGAGAAAUGUCUUCUCUGCAUUGCUUAACAAGUUCAAAACGCGGAAGCAUGAACCUCUGACUGAGGACCUCGAGCUUCAAACAGGACUUAUGGCUUGA
Lachancea sp. 'fantastica' is the source of this 2958-nucleotide messenger RNA. The record is from the annotation of a GenBank genome assembly. Lineage: Eukaryota; Fungi; Ascomycota; Saccharomycetes; Saccharomycetales; Saccharomycetaceae.